UUGUGGCCACUCUGUUAUCUUUGCUGUGACUAUAACAUAAAAAUUUCUAUCACCUGUGCAAGAGGCAUGGCUGAGCAGCUGGAAAAAUCAUCCAUUUUGGACAGAAACUUUGCUUUCAUCUCCAUCCUUCUCUUCCCAAGAGCCAAAACCCCAAUCCCCUUCUCCUUUAAGGUAUCCUGAGUUCCUGGCUGUCCUGCUGGGAUGCUGCAAGGCUGGGCAGCUGGCAGCAUGUGGCCUCCAGGGCACAGCAACAGGCUGGGGCUGCUUCUAGACCAGGGAUUGUAAAUCUCAGGCUACAGGCAGGUAGGUCUGGCUGUUCCUCAGACUCUGCCCUGUAACUAGGAGUGAAACUGUCUUGAACAGCACCCCUGACACUAGUGAAAGGGAAGAAAUUGAAUUCAAUGUACAGGAUGUGGUAUCAUUAAGCACUUCUGCUGUCUAACCCUCUCGUUUUUCCCUUUUGUGGUUUGUGUGAUCUUCCUGCUGGGCCAACAAACAUUUAAAGCUGUGGAUUUUUCCCCAAGUUGUGAGACUUUUAGUUGUUCAAGCCACUUUGUGUGUGGGGGAGGGUGAGCUCCAGACUGAUGUGUGUGGAAGAUCACAUGGAUAUGUGACUUCUAAAAGUCUUCAGGGCUGUCUGCUGGAGGAACUUGGAGCUCUGGGGAGAGGCUUUGCGCACGUCUCUUGGGAAAUUCUAAAAUGCCAUGGAAAUAACUACUGACCAAGGAAAGGAGGGAUGUGGAGAAGAUGCCAGGCAACAAGGAGGCUGGCAGCAAUUUCCUGUUGGAGCUGAACCCUGGUGAAUGAUUUCAGAGCACUGAUGUAGUCUGUGGGAUGGCAAGUGACUGUACCCUGUCCCUCAGACACGGAGCUGCUGUCUCGUGGGACCUUGCCCAGGAUGGCAGCUUGAGUCAUUUAAACAGUGCAGGUGUCUCCUGCACUGGCAGCUUCUCAGCACUCACCAGCACUUGCAGAUGAUGAUGAGACUUGUGCCAAAUUUGAGAAGGGUGACGAGGAUGAAGGGUGCAGAUCGGAGCAGCUGGCCAUGAAUUUUGUGUGUUGCCCCUGUGGUUGCUGCUUGCUUUUGAUGUGAAGACAGAUGGUCCAGAAGAGCCCCAAACACGGUGGCAGUGCUUUGGACAGGGCUGCCAGCCACUCUCCCAGCUAUCCCUGGCAGGCACGUGCAGUGUUACAGCAGUGAUCCAUGGAGAGCUCCCUGAGGGAGCCUGCUGCUCACUGCUCUGCCUGCUCCGGCCCUUGGGGAGGCAGCUCGAUGUGGAAUUGAUUGCAGGGCUGUUGCUCUCGAGGGGUUCCUCUGCCCUGCCUGCUCCUGAUGGGAUCAGGGACGAGUCCUGCAGGCUGUGAGUGCUGUCCCCUGGCCGCCCUGACAUGGGAAGCUGCUAUUCCCUUAAUCCUGUGUGGUGGGUGAUGAUGGGCUGGUGCAUGGAGCCAGUUCCUGCUGUCCUGAGCCUGAUCCAGUGUGACACGCUGUCAUUUUGCUGCAGUAUCAUUAAGAUGCUCCCAACUCUGUUCACUCCUAGCCCAAAGAAGAGGGCAGGUGCCUGGAGGACCAUGUUCUCCUAACCUGACUGUGAUUUGGGCUGCUGGCCUAGAAAUGAAAUGCUCCAUCAUGGCAUUACCAGUCAGUCAUCCCCAUUCCUGUGUGUGCAGGCUGCCUGCUGACACAGCAUGGAUGUUUUUACCUUACUGUCCCCCGUGCUGACUCCUGCAGUUUACUUUAUCCUGCUGUUUUCUUAGUGCUGUGAAACAGAGUUAAUAAUGUUGCUGUGCCCUUUACCCUAAUGAGGAUAAUGAAUGUUUUAGACUGGUGUAAUGAGACAACCCUUCAUUUUUUUUUUCUGAAAAGCCAGGAGGGAUUCUUGAUUUCUGUCUUGCCGAAGUUAUAACAUAGUCUGUGAUGCCUUUGGUGUAAAUUUUGGUGACAGAAAUAUUUCUGUCAUUCAUGGGACACUUUGCAAUGAGAACUUUUCCAUGUUCAUUUGAAGGGCGGGGAAAUUUUAAAUUUGGAACAGAUGGAUUUUCUCCAAAGGCUUCAGGUUAAGUCAGCUCUAAGGAAAUGACAGUCUUCAUAUGGCACUGAUUUUUUUUAUUUUUAUUGACUCUUAUUUCAUUUCAUUCCCUCAUUUUCAUGAAGGAUGUUGUUCCCUUCUGCUACUCCUGCACCCAGUCUAACCUAAGUUCGUGCAAUGUUUUUGAAGGGUGAGGUGGUUUCAGGAGGGCAAAAUGCAGCAGUCAGCUCUCCUGUGAGCACUGUAAUGAUAGAAAACGGGCAUAAAUCCUUUUUGUUUUCUCACAUCAUUCCCCUUUGUCACCUGUCUGCAGGUCUGAUUUGGCAAAUAGAGCAGGUAUUAGUGACCUCCCCACUGUGAACCGGGGUGGUGGGGUGGUAACAAAGGCUCUUUGCACUUAUAUGAACAUAUAAAAUACUUAGAAAAGUCAUCUAAUACCGCUGUUGGAGAUGUACUAGUAGGUUCACACCCGGCUGCAUGCACAGAAAUUGUGGGUUUCCUUGGGCUGUCAUUUCUAGGGAUGGAUUUUUGAAGGACCUGAAGAUAAGUUUGCUAUCGGUUGGUGGUGAUCAGGCUGUACUUGCAUAAUGAUAGUAAUUUCCUUCUUCUUAUAUCUUAAAUUUGAUUUAUAAGACCAUGCUGCAGUGUGACUUUAAGUGUUUGUCUCUGCUGGCAGUUGGCAAUGUAUUAGCUGUGAUCCUUUACAGAAAUAAGUGUUCAGUGUUGGAGCUAAAUUGAAUAAUAAGGUGGUGUUUGUGUCUUAAUCUUCCAAAUAGCUCUGUUAAGUUUGCUACAUUGAUGUCUGAAAGGCUUAAAAAUAAUAAACUCCAUUGUACAGAGCUUUGAAUACAGAGUGGAAGCUUAGUAAUUGCUGGCAUUUCAUGGGCAGACUCAGUAAAACAUGGCAAGGAGGCAAUUCUCCCAGCACGCCUGAAUUUUUUAAAAGAAUCUCCUUGUAUCAAGGCCUUGUGAUCCACAAGGUACAAAGUACAUCCAUAUAAAUUCAGGCUUGCGGGACUCAGUCCAAACCCCCAAACCCUUUAAUUGCACGGUCAUGUCAAUUUAAAACACCUUUUGUCUUCCUCAUCAAUCUGCUGGGAGUUCUUUGCAUCCCCAGCUUUUGGGCAGAGUAGGUGGAGUGGGCUCAUCUUGGGUGUCAGCAGAGAUUUGGAGUCAUGAGCCCCCAUUCCAGUUCCCAACCUUUUGCUCUUCACAGGAAGUGGGAAAAAACCUAAAUACAUGGUGGUUUGUUUCUUUUUAAUGAGGUUCUCAGGGAAUCAAGUGUCAAAGGAAAAGGUCUGAAGUCAGGGAUCUGGCUUUGCUGUUCUUCUCAGAAUAUGUCUGUAGUUCCCCUGCAUCCUUGUGAAUGAGUUUUUAAAUGGGGAGUUGCAAAGAGCAACUAAGGAAAAGGCUGGCUGGACUAGCAGGCAUGAUUUAAAAAACAAACAAACAAAACCCAAAAAACCCUCCAACCAACCAGUCCCCCCCCAAAAAAAGAAAACCCAAACAAAAACCCCCUAAAACAAAACAGGAGAAGGAAAGGAGGAGAAUGUGAUUUGUUUAUCACAACUGAACUUGAAACUAAUUUUAAAUGUCUGUUUUCUGAGAGUAAGGAAAUUCCUUUCGCUUCCAGCAGUAAAUAACUGGGAUGCUUUCAGCUCACAGCUGAUCUAGAGGAUGGUGAGUUUUCAACUUAAAAAAUAAAUGACUCUCCAGUAAGGCCACUCCAUUCCAAGUGUCACUAAACAGCUGGAGGAAGAGGAGAGUCCUGACUGGCAUGGUUGAUAUCACAAAUAACCCUUGAACUUUGUUCUGUGUCGCUGAGCUCUGUCCAGAGUGUCUUGACAAAUGGUUUUGAGCAAAUACAGUUUCUAACCAGGGAGCAAAUGACCAGGACUACAUCUGGGUGGCAGGUGCGUGAUCCAGAUGCCCAGAUUUUGUCCAGAGAGAUCUCAAAUCACGUCUCAAAUCCAUUUUUCUCUUGCUAUCAAUCCUAAAAGACAUGGUUCAGUGGCAAAUAUGAACAUUUGUCAUCUCCUCAGGACAUCAUGAGUUUGCUGGAAUCUGGACCACAGAACACUUGCAAUAGCGCUUUCUAAAUUUGAAUUUCAUUUAAAUGAAAGAAAAAUAGUCCUCUGGACCAACUGUAACGAUGGCUAGCAAAAGGAAAUCCACAACUCCCUGCAUGAUACCAGUAAAAACACUGGUGCUUCAGGAGACCGAACAGGAUGCUGGAGAAGAUGAUCGUGAAGGAACACAGCCAGAGGCUCCUGCAGAAGGACCAGCAGUGAGUGAUGCUGGGGCCAGCAACAGCAAUAACGGAGCUCUGUCCAACGGGCACCGCGGCAUUGCCGACGGUGACACGUACAUCUGCAAGCCUUGUGACUUCGGCUCUCAAGACCUUCACCAGUUCUUUGGGCACUUGGACUCUGAGCACUCAGACUUCAGCAAAGAGCCUGCGUUCGCGUGUGUCGGGUGCAGCUUCCUGGCCAACAGCCAUGAAGGGCUCUCACACCACAACGCUGAGGCGCACGCCGGCGAGACCAGCUUUGUCUGGAGGGUGGUGAAGCAGGACAGUCGUACGACCGUGGAGCAAAGUCUCUGUGAGGCCACCAGCAGCUAUGACCUGCCAGGAGAGGUCCCUGAGGAAGGGGCAGACGGCCAGUCUGAAAUUAUCAUUACCAAAACCCCUAUCAUGAAGAUAAUGAAGGGUAAACCCGAGGCCAAAAAAAUCCACACGCUGAAGGAGAAUGUGUCAAGUCAGUUGGGUGGUGAGUCAGAGGUGAAGGAUGGAGAGCAUUCAUUCCCAAAUGGGUCGGUGCCAGUCAGCCAGCCCACUGCAAGUUCAUCAAAGUCAUCCCACAUAGUGAAUGGCUCUAUCAUAGGAAACGUGCCUGUUCUGCAGGCGGGUGUUGCACAACUUGUGUCUCUGCAGCAGCAGCCCCCAUUGCAUCAGCAGCUCCCUACAUCCAAGUCCCUUCCCAAGGUGAUGAUCCCACUGAGCAGCAUUCCCACAUACAAUGCUGCCAUGGACUCCAACAGCUUCCUGAAAAACUCUUUCAACAAGUUCCCCUACCCCACCAAAGCUGAGCUUUGCUACUUGACCGUGGUGACCAAAUACCCAGAAGAACAGCUGAAGAUCUGGUUCACUGCCCAGAGGCUGAAACAGGGCAUUAGCUGGUCACCAGAGGAGAUCGAAGAUGCCAGGAAGAAGAUGUUCAACACUGUCAUUCAGUCUGUGCCACAACCCACCAUUACCGUGCUGAACACGCCCCUGGUUGCAAAUCCUGGGACUGUUCCCCAUCUUAUCCAGGCAACAUUACCAGGCCACGUGGUGGGCCAGCCAGAAGGGACAGGGGGGCUGUUGGUCACGCAGCCCAUCAUGGCAAACGGGUUGAAGGGCACCAGCUCCUCUUUCACCUUGGCAGUGACUUCUGUCCCCAAGCCACAGCCGGCAGCGCACCACAGCACCGUGAGCUCCAGCAACACGUCCGGGGUCAAGGUGGUCAACAGCGCGCAGUCCCUGCUCACCGCCUGUCCUGCCAUCUCCUCGCAGACCUUCCUGGAUCCCAAUGUCUACAAAAACAAGAAGUCCCAUGAGCAGCUCUCGGCCCUCAAAGGCAGCUUCUGCAGAAACCAGUUCCCUGGCCAGGCUGAGGUCGAGCGGCUGACAAAGAUCACGGGCUUGUCCACCAAGGAGAUCCGAAAAUGGUUCAGCGACAGGAGGUACCACUACAGGAAUGUGAGAGGCGGCCGGGCCGUCUUCCCUGGAGACAGUGCUCUUGAUUCCCUGCCCGAAAUCACCUUAGACGUCCCACCCAGGGGAGCUGAGCUGAGCCCUGCAGCGGUGGCGGCUACGCCGGCCCCUCACCACCCACCACGGCGGCAGUCGUGGCACCAGGCGCCCGACUUCACCCCGACCAAGUACAAGGAGCGAGCGCCAGAGCAGCUGAAGGCCCUGGAGAGCAGUUUUGCCCAAAAUCCCCUUCCUGCAGAGGAAGAGGUGAACCGCCUGAGGGGGGAGACGAAGAUGACACGGAGGGAGAUCGACAGCUGGUUCUCGGAGAGGAGGAAGAAGAAGGUGGCGGAGGAGAAUAAGAAAGUGGAGGAGGUGGCUCAACAGGAGGACGAGGAGGCAGAGAAUGGCGGCGGGGAAGGGGAAGACUCCUCGGAUGAGCAGAGGGCCACGAGUGAAAACGGCUCAGUCGACGCCUCCGGCAGCAACCCGAACUCGGCGGAGCGGAAGGUGAGUCCCAUCAAAAUCAACCUGAAAAACCUGCGAGUGACCGAGUCCAACGGCAAAAACGAGGUACCGGGGACCGGCGCAAAUGAAAAGGGGGACGGCAGCUCCAGCCGGCCGCCCACCCCUCCCAAAACCAAACUGAACUUCAAAAAAACGGCCCAGCAGCGGCAUCUGCUGAAGCAAAUGUUCGUGCAGACCCAGCGCCCCACGAACCAGGAGUAUGAUGCCAUCGUGUCCCAGACGGGCCUGCCGCGGGCCGAGGUCAUUCGCUGGUUCGGGGACAGCCGCUAUGGCUACAAGAACGGGCAGCUGAAGUGGUAUGAGAACUACCGGCGGGGGGUCUUCCCCCCGGGGCUGGUGGAGGUCAGCCCCGCCGGCCGGGAGGUGCUCGAGGACUACUACGAGAAGCACAAGGGGCUGCGGGAGGAGGACGUGCCCGGCCUCUGCGAGCGCGCCCGCCUCGGCGCCCAGCAGCUCAAGGUGUGGUUUGCGGUGAAGGCGGAGGAGGCGGGCAGGGGCUCCGGCCCCGAGGCGGCCGGCAGCCGGAAAGGGCCGUGCGGAGCCGGCGCGGAGGCCUCGGAGAGCGGCGAGGCGUGGGAGCCGGGCGGCCAGGAGGGCAGCGCCGGGACCCCCGACGCCCCCGGGCCACCGCCCGCCACAGGGCUGGAAACAGACUGAACUCAAGCCACCAGCCCCGGAGGAUCCUCUCUUACCCUUGAGAAGAAAUUAGCGAUCUUUAAGAAACCCAUGGGCCGGCCUGACCCAAGCCUGAGGAGCAGACGUGGUGAUGAAGCACUGCCAUACAUGAGACCUUUGGGCACAGCACACGAGACAGCACGUGCACAAACUGGGCACUCGGUGCUGAGCUCUUGGUGGCCCAGCCAAGGAGAUGGCUGGGAGCUGGCAGGGGCAGGGGCUCAGCUCACACCCAGGAAGUAGGAUGCUCCUGUUUGCUUUCCAGUGACAGACUUUCAGAUUUCAUAUUCAUAUACCGAUGCCUACAGCUGCCUAUACAAGCAUAACAAAUCUCAGACAUUGUGUAAACAAGGUCAUUGCUUAGAUAUGGACUAUCAUGGCAUAGUACUUGUUUCUUUUUUCUUUUUUUUUUUUUUUUUCAUCUGUCCAUUAAGGUGUUUGUUCUCUGAAGGUUGGCAUGGCUGCAUAUAUCCUCUCUGUCCUUUCUGGUCCUUAAGCCCUGGCAGUGAAGGGCUUUGUGGGCACACAGGUGUGAGUGUAUUAGGAAAGGGAUUUGAGAAGAAAACUGCCAAUCUUGAAUUUGAGUGAGAUUCUCAUCCCUCCAGACGAGGUUAGAGUGAGCAUUGCAUACUCUCUGAUAAGCAGCAGGUUCCCAGACCAAGGCAGCCCAGGAGAUGGAGUUUGGUGUCAUUUGUCCCUUGCUGGCUAGAACACUUUCCCCUGUGCUGCUGGAGACUGACUGUAACAGGCUGUUAAAUCUCCAAGUCUCUCUUUAAUAUCUGAGAACUAGCACAUAAUAAUUUUUGCAUCCUGACCUGGAAUCCUUUUCAUUGUUUGGAGAGAACAGUCUGUUCUUCAGAGAACAAACGCAGAGAGUCACAGCGUGGCUGUGAGUGGUUCAAGUCAUUGUUGUCACCAAGGCAGUGGCUCUGCUGCCACCAGGAAGUUUCCUUCUUGCAGCCCUACAUGGCAGAUCCUCCUGCAGCACUGCUGGUGAUUUCAAGAGUUUGUUCCAGUCCUUUUUCUUUUCUUAUUUUUCCCCCCCUUUUUUUUUUCCCAGGCCAUGUGCAAUAGUUCUGGAAAAUGAGCAAAAUAAAUUUCCCAGUUAUCCUGCCUGCUACCUGUACAUUUUUAAUGUGUGCUGUCUUGUGUGGUUGCUGUGUGAUGCAACUGCUUGGACAUUUUUGCUUUAAAUAUUCUUUUCUAAUAGAAAACAAAGUCUAGAAGGGAAGCUCUUGAGCUGAAUAGUCCAGCCAAAUGCUGUGUCAGAUCAUUCUGUCACAAACUAAUCAAAUCCCAGCUCCAAAUUGGUUCCAUGUUUUGCCUUCACUUUUGCUCUUGGAAGGCUAGUCCAGAAAUUGACUGCCUUUGAGUGGUUAGAAACUGUAUUUAAAUUUCUAGUUUGAAUUAAUUUGUGGCUGGUACAUUCCUGGUUUGUUUUGGAGCCAACAUUGUCCUUUAACUUAAAUAGUUUUUUGGUGUUUAUCUGCUGAUGUAUUUAUGGAGAGUAGUCAUAGCUCUCUAUUUUUUGCCAAGCCAACUCAGCCAAGCUUUUUCAGUAGAAGGUUUUUAUUUAGUGAGAGCUUUUUAAUGUGGGAGACUUUAUUGUUGGUGGUAAAUGAUAUUUAUUAGGAGGGUGGGUAGCAAACCCCAAAGGAUCGGAUCCAGAGAUUUACAAAAUAUCUGUUUUAAAAACAAAAAAGCUCUUUCAGAACCUCUGCCAAAGAUGGUGUCUGAUUUCUACCUUUAAUUGCCCUUGCUUUUGGAAUUCUUUCUUCGCCCCCUCUUCCAGAGGCCGCCUUGCUCAGCUGCUGGAAGGGGCUGUGGCUGCUCAGUGCUUUGGCAGAGGCUUCCCCUUGCCUGGUGGGAUGUGCUGGGUGUUUGUGCCUGAGCUCUCAGGGCUUCCCUGGUGUGAGACCGUGGCCAAGUGUGACCAUCUGCUCCAGACAGAGGUGACCUGCACCCCACAGAGAGCGGGGUGACGCCUGGGAUGUGGCCACUCACACUGCAUGCCACAGGCAGAGCAGCCAUCCCACCACGCUGUGAGCAGGGGUGCCUCCGACCUGGAGCAGCCUGUGUGGCACCUCUCCCUCAGUUUGCCUUUGGGAGCCCUGCUGAUGGUCAUGACACAGCUGGAGGCAUGACCAGCAGCCAUCCCACCUUGGCUGGUGAUGGCUCAGCUGGUGGCAUCCCCGUGGCUCUCUUUGGGGACAAGGGACAGCUGUCCUGUGAUGACAGCCCCAGGGUCUCACCCCCAUGCGUGCAGUCCUGUGCACCCCAAAAUAUCAGAGAGGGUGGCAGAAUGUGGGUGAUUCUAGAGCUGAAGGCAGAUCUGGGAGUUGUGCAGCCUGAGAAUAUGGAUGUAUGUACAGUGUCACCUUCAGAGAACAAAUACAGGUAGGUCAAUUUACUCUGUAGUGUCUGUGUACAUGCAGGUUUAUUUAACUACACAUAUAUACAGUUCAAAUAUGCCAUUGAUUCUUUAUUGCAUUAUGAUGUACAUUAAAAAUGUACACUUUUACUAACUACUUGCUAUAUAAAUACGUUGGAAGUGUAGUUUGCCCAUUCAAGGUGAUUUUCUGUGGGAUUUUUGGUGUACACUUAAGGGCCUAUGGCUGAUUUGGAAGAGUGAUCCCCGCUCCAUCUACAGGAAUGCUUAAGGACUAUGGUAUGAACUGGUCCCUUCAAACCAUGUUUUGAUGCACUAGCUGAAAUAUUUUGCACUUGGAUUGUAUUCAGCCAGUUUUCCAGAAAAAUUGAAAAGAAAUCUUGUGACCUAGAGGGAGAAUUUCCCGGUGUACACAGAAAAACCAGCCUUGAGGGUUGGAAGCUGCUGAGGUUUUUGAGCUUUGUCUCCAUGCAUUCAUACAAGCACAGCAGGAGUUUUCUUUCUUUUGGGUCGGAGGAAUUUUAAAAAGUGGUUCCAUGCAGACUCCCCUCGGACAUGGCAACGGGGCUGGCAAAUGCCUGUGCGUGGGGAGGGUAAGAUUUAGAGACAAAAAAAUAUCAAAACACGAUCGAGUUCCCUUUCUAACUCCUACAUUCCUUGUUAUCUGCAUUUUUUAGUUGACUUGAAAUCUCCAUAAAAGUAUAAGCUGAAGAUUUUUGAGGGUUUAGCUCUGUGGUCUUCUGUUUCUCUGCUGAGGAGGAGAAGCAGGUGCCAUCUCCAAACAGACUUGGUUUUGGUGCAGGACAUUGGAAAAGUGUUUGCAUCUGAAACUGAAAAAUUGAGAGGUGGCUUGACAGUCCCAACAGCAGCUCUUGUGGUGUUAAGAGGAAGUGUCACCACAGUUCUUCGCAGUGUGUGAAUAUUUAUCAUCAUCUAAUCAAAGAUGACUAUCUUGACUUGAAAGGGGUGUACAAUCGAGGUGAUGUAGCCAGCAUCAGUAAGGAAGGGAAAUUGGAUUCUCCACCUCCAUCCACUGUGCCUGAGCUUGGGCUUGGCAGGCACAGCAGAAACCAUCAAUUUUAAUCCGUGUGAAUCUUGUUACUUGUGUCUCUGAGGCUGCUUAGAUUAAGGGCACAAUCCAAUUGCUUAAUAACCCAAAACCCUGAUUUGUUCUGGCCCUGGCUUGCUCAUGGGAAGGGCUGCUGAUUCUCCUGGUGCAAGGAACUGAGUUUCUUUAUUCAUUGAUGUCAGCAGCCCCUGCCAUGGGAUUUCUAGACAUUUUUCCAUGUUUCAUUUGGGUACCUUAUUUUUCAGCUCUGUAAUUAGCAUCCUUGAUUUUUUUUCUUUUUUUUUAGCAGAACACCAAACAAACAAUGAUCUACAGGCUCCUAUCUCCACUUACUGGAGAGCUGAGUGAUGCUGCAGCAUGGUGGGAGGAUGGGCACAGGUGCUUGCAGGUACUUAGUGUGAUUUCAUGUCCCCUCCCUGAGUUGGUCACCAGGAGAAGCCACCAGCAAGAGCAGUGGCUGCUGGCAGAGAAACACUGUAGUCCUUAACCUGGUUGGAGGAUGCUCACCAGAGCUGGGAGAUACCUGCUGGGUUAAUUUUUAUUAUGUGUCCCCUGACAGUUCAAGAGAAGGAAGCUGUAGUAGGCUGGUUUUUCAUUUAGGGUUUUGGGUAUUUAAUUUUUUUAAUGGGAAAGCAACAGAUUUUCAUCCCCUGCAGAAGUGUUAUAUUGUUCUCCCUGCAGCCCCUCUCUUACAGAUAUAACAGAAGCAAACUGAUCAGAAGCUUGCUUAUUGGGAAUCAGAAGAAAAAGAUUAUUUUCAGCACUUGGGCACAAAUUACAAAGUGAAUGGGAUGCUGCACAUUCCCAUUAGGGUGACAGUAUUCAAAAUGCUUGUAAAGGUCUUCUCCCUGUUGCCCAGAUAAUUUUGGCUUUGCUCUCUUCAAAUCAGUCCAGGUCCUGAUGUGAUUCAGCUCACCUGUAAAGCUCUGGUGUCACUUCUCAGCUGCUCCCAAAACCAGCAGGGUAAGAUUAGGCAACACAACACAUGGAGGGGAAUGAGGCACUUGCAGGCUAUCCCUGUUCUUCUUUUUAUUGAGAAAUUUAGUUUCUGCUGUAUGUUUUACUGGCAGUGGUGUGUGCCAGGAUUGGCAUCAGAAAACUUUAAAGCAGAGCAAGGGAGCUCAGUUAUGUAAGCAGUGAAUUUUUUUUUUUUUCUUAAUUUUGGGUUUUCUUGUUAUGGCCCAAGUGCUCUGUUGGCUGACGUUUGCCAUAUUCUGAUGGCACAAUUAAAGCCCCUUUUUCCCUGUACUGAUGGAAGGUGGUGUUAGGAGGAUUCUUGCUUACUGGUGCUAGUGAAGGUUGGGCUAGGAAUCCAUGGCAUAGAAAAUUUCUAGCUAAAAUUGCACUUUCUCUCUGCCCCAUCUGGCUCGUGGUGGUGUUAUGGGUACGUGGCUGUGAUUCCCCUUGCACAUACUGACAUUGCACUAAAAGAGAGACUUUGGGAACAGCGUGUUGAUCACUUUGUUUCUCAGCAGACCACAAAGUCAGCCUAACGGGGUCUCUUUUUUUUUUCUUUUUUUUUUUUUUUUUAAUUAUUGUUAUUUAGAAAUCAUGCUGGUGCUGAAUGACCUGGAAUUUUUGCUUGGAUUUAUCCAAAGGAAAAUGUAACUGUGGCUGCAACGGGACCUUUCAUAAGGGUGGCCGGUGCAGUGAGGGAGCAGGGUGAGAGCUCUGCUGUGUAAAGCUGUCUUUGUACCGGGGAGGUGUGGGGGGUUCCAGGGGGGUUACUUUGGUUUUUUUUUUUCAAGACCACAAUUUUAAAUGGUCACCUUGGCAAUCGUGUGAAACAGGAAAUAGUUUAUACUUUUGGUAAAGGUUUUAAAGAGGAAACAAAAAAAGAAGCUGCCUGUGAUUGUGGGCUGUAGCUAUUAUUAGGGCUAGGGUAGCUUGUACGUGCUAUGGACUUUACCUGCUCUUAUUCUGAGGGCAAGAACUCCCUGUAGCAACAAUGCCACUUCUGAGAAGUGAACGGCAAGUUUCCCUUCCUUUUGUAUAUGUGGAUGUGAGGGUGGGCAAGGGGAAGAGCUUGCUUGUACAGUUUGUUGAAAUGAAACCAGACAUUUUUGGUUGUUCCUAAAUAAAGAGCGUAAAAAUCAAA
Motacilla alba alba is the source of this 12525-nucleotide messenger RNA. RefSeq names its product zinc fingers and homeoboxes 3 (gene ZHX3). The transcript is spliced from 3 exons. Gene Ontology annotation, molecular function: DNA binding; DNA-binding transcription factor activity, RNA polymerase II-specific. NCBI's taxonomy places the organism in Eukaryota, Metazoa, Chordata, Aves, Passeriformes, Motacillidae. The record is from RefSeq and is a predicted model, not a curated record. Gene Ontology annotation, cellular component: nucleus. Gene Ontology annotation, biological process: regulation of transcription by RNA polymerase II. The coding region runs from base 4183 to 6951 and encodes 922 amino acids.